UUUCCUUUGCAGGAGUUGGAAAGUUCAGCUCACCUGCUUAACCAACCCUACCUGUCCUCUUAGUUAUAGUUUCUCCAAAUCCAUUCCACACACCUCCUCAAGAAAACCACCUAUAAAACCACUCACAAUCUCCAGGUCCACUCAGAUCACAAUUCACACACCACCACCACCAAGCGGGAGCCACAGAGCCAGGCAGCAAGGCCAAGGCAAGAGCGAGCGAGGAGAAGGAGACCACCAGGCGGCGACCAAGAAAAGGAACGAUGGCGGCGAGAGCGGUGGCCACCCUGGCGGCGUCGUCGGCGAUGGUGCUGGCGGUCCUGCUACUGGCCGGCGGCGCGUCGGCGCAGUCGUCGCCGUCGAGCCAGUGCACGACGGUGCUGGUGAGCCUGUCGCCGUGCCUGAACUACAUCUCCGGGAACGAGUCGAGUGCGCCGGCGACGUGCUGCACGCAGCUGGCCAAAGUGGUGCAGUCGGACCCGCAGUGCCUGUGCGUGGCGCUGAGCGCCGACCCAGCGUCGCUGGGGCUCACCGUCAACCGCACCCGCGCGCUGGGCCUCCCCGACGCCUGCAAGGUCAAGACGCCCGACGUCAGCAACUGCAAGGGCGGCGCUGCCGCCGCCGGAGCACCGGUCACCUCGCCCGGCGGGACGACGACGACGACGACGACACCCGCCACGGGGUCCAAGACGACGCCCACGACGACGUCUGUGCCAGAAACCGCAGCUGCGUCGCCGCGGGGCUCGGCUGGUGUGGUUGCCGGCUUCGUCGUCGCGGCCGUUGUCGUCGCCGGCUUCGCCGUGUGAUGAUCGGAUGCUAGCUUCUCGGUACUGUUGGUUGGUGUGUAGGAAUUGCAGCGGAUUUUGUGUUGUUUCAUUGGUGGCGCCUCGGCUCGAUCGAUCAGCCUUUUGCCCAUUCGUGAUUUGUUCUUCGCUUGAGAGAGCUUAUUCAUCGAUCGACUUGAUUGCUCACUGAAUUCGUGCUGAAUAAAGAUAUGCCUGUCUCGAUUUUUUUA
This is a messenger RNA of Sorghum bicolor (sorghum), 1012 nucleotides long. RefSeq names its product non-specific lipid-transfer protein 4.3. Gene Ontology annotation, biological process: lipid transport. Gene Ontology annotation, molecular function: lipid binding. The transcript has a single exon. Bases 261 to 803 code for a protein of 180 amino acids. The record is from RefSeq and is a predicted model, not a curated record. Lineage: Eukaryota; Viridiplantae; Streptophyta; Magnoliopsida; Poales; Poaceae.